Messenger RNA from Saccostrea cuccullata (small rock oyster), 644 nucleotides. RefSeq lists its product as uncharacterized. The record is from RefSeq and is a predicted model, not a curated record. Lineage: Eukaryota; Metazoa; Mollusca; Bivalvia; Ostreida; Ostreidae. The annotation marks the transcript as partial. The transcript is spliced from 6 exons.
AGUUCACUUCCAACUUGUAGCUUUAUCCGUUUGUUUGGUCCAUUUCAUUUUUUGGUGCCCUUUUCAUUUCUUAUGGUCAGUCUGUAAAGAUUGUAGAGAUGACGUUUCCGAUACCGAUUCAGAUUAUGAUGAUUAUUUUUAUGACGAUGAUGACGAUGAUGAACUUGACCAAAGUCCCAUGUUUGUGAGGGUUUUCCUAUAUGACACAAACUUCGAUUUACAAUUAAAGAAAACACGUGAUGCAGAAGGCCAAGCUGCUAUAAGAGCAUCGGGAAAACUCGAAGUGACAGAUGAAGACAAGUUUACGUUGCUCCAGAGGAAGAUAAAACGGCAAAAACAGACCAUUAAAGAAAUCCAUGACCAUACCUCAAAGAUUUUGUCAGAGAUAAGAGAGAUGAAAAGAGAUAAAAAGCCCUCAACUGACUCAACAUCAUCAGAUGAAUCGGAGGAAUCGGAUGAAAUCUACGGUAAUUUUUUCCAUGUUUCCUACAGUACUGACCAGACUCAACUUCAUAGACGUGCUAAACUAGGGUCUGCUUCGCUUUCGCUAAGAGUCAGAUAUUUUAGAAUUUGGGUACGCACUGGGUCACUGCGUUCGCCUGAAGUCAGCUCUGGUUGUAUUAUUUACAUGUCGCGAACCCAAU